UUUGUUCGUACAGCGAAUUUGGUACUUUACAUUGAUAUGACGAACGUAAAACCGGGCGAAAAUCAAAUUCUGUUCGUUGCCGAUGAUUUUGAAGGGCCCAACGAAGAUGAUAUUUCCGAAUUCAAUCGAAAUCAAUAUUCAGAUGGAAUAAGACGUAUUAUUGAAACGCAUGACACAAAGUGGAUUCCAUAUAAACCGGGGACAAGUCAAAAUCCAAAUCCAUUUGACACUGAUGAUCACAAAAUAUCAUCGAUAGAACGAAUUUGAUGCUGCGUCAUCUGAACCAAAUAAAUGUAGUGUAGAUUCAAAUAGAAAGAGCGGAAGAGGGAGAUGGAUAGAUAGAGCAAGAGAGAGAGAGAGAGAGAUAGAGAGCACAUUUCAAAUAUCAACGCACCUAGACACAUAGCACCGGAUUUACGGUGAAAUGUUUUUCAAAAAUGUUCUCACCAUACAAAACUACAUGCUGUUUUCAACGUAUAUCAAAUACAUCUCAUACAUCGUAGACAUGUCGCUCAUUUUACGCGAAACACUUAUCUGUCGGGUGCAGAGAAAUGUCUGUCAACUUAUUAUGGAAGCUAGCACAUCAAAGUGUCAAAGAUUAUCGCCACUCGCAUACGGACACACACUCAUGCAGUAAGCAAAGUCGUAAUAUAAAUGAAUGUACAUUUGUACACGAAAACGACACGACACCGAAUGGCAAGUGUUCUCGUUAUUCUUUUUCCUUGUUGAAAAAAAUAGAAAUAAAUAAAUAUUCCGAAAUGUUGUUUUAAAUUAAGCCAAAACCUCAUAACGUUCAUAAUAAUUUGUUGGUGUUCACAUGUUCGAAAGAAGUAAAUAAACCAAAAGUGACAAUGAUGGUGUUAUUCAAAAUAUUGUUGGUUUUUUGUGUGAUAUUUAUAUUGAAUUGGCAAUGUGUUGAUAGUGGCCGAGGUCGAGGCUCUUCACGUGGCCGAAUCACGUACCGAACGAAUAAGGGUUCAAGUUCAGGCGUUAGCGGUAGCAGUGGCGGUGGAUGGUGGAGCUGGCUUCGAGGUGGUAGUAGUAAAGGUAAUGCGCCAACUACGACGACGACGACGGGAGCCAGAGGUGCCUCACCGCCAAGUCUAAGCCACAAAGUCUCAGCACAAUCACCCAGUCGUGUCGGUUUUGCCGCAUACGGUAACAAUUAUGAAGCAAAUUUUCACCAUAGCCAAACGAACCACUUUCGGCCGGUGUCGCAUCCAUAUCAAAGCCAUUUUCAACCCCAAACAACAGCUGUAUUUGCAUACCAUUUCAUGCCUAGCACGCACGUUCAUCACAUACACCAUUAUGUCGGCAGCAGUGGCAGCAGCAGCAGCAGCCACGAACCAGUUUUUUACGACUACCGCAAUUCGUCAUUAUCGUCAACACCUUCGGUGAAGGAACCGAUUAUUUACAACUACAAGCCACCAAUACAAAAUGAAUCAUCGUCAGAGGAAGAUGAACCGAAUAUGUAUUCACCGGCCAAUCCGAAUGAUGUAUUCAUAGCUGGCGUCGAAAAUAUGCUCCUUUAUGGUAGCAUGAAAGACAAUCAGCAUCAAGUAUUGUUUAUUGCACAGGGCAGUGACGGUAUCUCAUUUGAGGAUGAGCUGAUGUUGAAACUCGAUCAUUUUGAGCCCAGUGAAAAUGCAAAUCUACAUUAUUUUCCUGAUGUUGAAUUUCGCUUCGACGCUGAAGAUGAACCAAACGAUGACGAUUUACAAAACAUCUAUCAAAUGUACAAAAAUCUCGUUGAUGAUGGCCGUUGCUAGGAUUUGGACCGUGCAUACAAGCCAUUUGGAUUGCAUUCAAAGCCGUUAACAAUUUUUUUGCAUGUGUUGGGAGAAAAUAAUUAUGUAAUCGAAUCGAAGAGAAACAAAAAUACAAAUGAAUUAUACAAACGAA
Sitodiplosis mosellana (orange wheat blossom midge) is the source of this 1902-nucleotide messenger RNA. RefSeq lists its product as uncharacterized. The transcript is spliced from 2 exons. Lineage: Eukaryota; Metazoa; Arthropoda; Insecta; Diptera; Cecidomyiidae. The record is from RefSeq and is a predicted model, not a curated record. The coding region runs from base 852 to 1769 and encodes 305 amino acids.